Seminavis robusta is the source of this 4090-nucleotide messenger RNA. The record is from the annotation of a GenBank genome assembly. NCBI's taxonomy places the organism in Eukaryota, Bacillariophyta, Bacillariophyceae, Naviculales, Naviculaceae.
CCGUGUAAGAAGACAAAAGUUAUGCAUAGCUCUAACCUUAAUGAUUUUUGUCACCGGUCAUCUGGGAAAAGAACCAAGUGAUCGUGGAAGCCAAGACCACCAUCCUGCCAAAAAUCCAAGGGCACCUUCUCCACAAAAAAGGAUAGAGGACCAUGGGCGGCAACCGUUGGAGCUCUUCCUCCUCUCUGUUGGCCUUGAUGGCCAGCUUGUUGCUGCUUCUACUACAGGUGUCAUGUGUAUGGUCAGAAUCGACAGUGGACGUGGAGAGAAGGUCGCUUCGAAACUUGGGAACUUGGUAUGAAGAUGAAUCGGGAAAAGACACUGCUCCUGCUGCUAGUACUACUACUACUACUACAACAUCACCCAAGCAAAACAACACUGACGCUCCCGCUGCUGUCACAACGUCAGCUCCUGCUGUUCCGUAUCCACAACCCUAUCAGUUGUGGGAGCCCAAACACAUUAAAGAUCAAUUGUUCGAAUGGGCCGAAUACUUUCCCGAAUUUGUGCGGUUGACCAAUGCUCAAGAUCAAUACGGUCUGCCAACCGCCGGCAAUGAACACGAUUGUCCGUACGACGACGAUGUCCCGGGGUGUCGCAACUACAUCAUGACAUUGCAAGACUACGAAAAACACCCCGAAGGUAGCGACAGCAGCAAUCGUCUCCCCGAAGUCUUUUGGAGUGGCGAAUUGCACGGCAAUGAACGCGUCGGUCCUACCGCUGUCAUGCAAGCUACGCACUUGCUCUUACUCGCAGCAUCCUGUCAAGCCAAACCGCGUCAUUUUGAUACGUCCCGCCAUUCCUUUAAUGAAAAAACCGCCGAUUGGGCGUCCCAGAAAAAAGCCGCCAAAGAUUGUCGACUUUUACUCGAAAAGGAACAUGGCAUGGACGAUGCCCAUCGACAGUGGUUGGCUCGUAUUCUUUCGACGAGACGCAUCGUGGUGGUCCCCACCGCCAAUGCCUUGGGAUAUUACAUGAAUUUGCGAGAAGAGCUGCGCAAUGAUCCCAAUCGAGAUUUCCCCUACGAUGUCGAAAAUGCCAAGGAUUGUAUGAAAACCAUUGCGGGACGAACCCUCAAUGAAAUAUUUCGAGAGCACAUGUUUCAAUUGUCGCUCACAUUCCAUGCCGGUAUGGAAGUAGUGGGAUACGAAUGGGGGGCUCCUACAUGGAUGGGACAUUUGAGUCCGGAUGAUACGGCGCAAGCGACGAUUGGACGAGCGUACAGUGAAUACGGAGGUACAUUCAAGGGAUCUACUCCGUACAAUUAUGGAACCAUGAAUGAUUUGGUGUAUUAUGUACGAGGUGGCUUUGAGGAUUGGGCGUAUGCGGGAUCGUGGGAUCCCGAUCGCGUCAUUGCCUGUCAACCGACCACCCAUGGAGGAUACGAUGCUGCCAAAACCAAAUACGACAAUUCCACCCUUCGCGUCUUUAACAUGCUCGUCGAAACCAGUAACCGCAAAAUACCACCCGCAAGUACGUUGGGCACGUCCAAAGAUGUUUUCAACAACAAGACGGCCGGUAAUGGACACGUCAGUCGCAACAUUCGUCUCUCCUUAAUGGCGUCGGAUGUCGUACAGCCUUAUGUGGCCAUGGUGGGCGUCAAUGAAUUGACAUUGACCGAUGAUGUCGUGCCCAUGGUACAAGACGAAGGACGAUCCUGUCAGGAUACCAAAGCCGUCAUGGUACCGGGAAACAACAAUGUCACGUACCGAUGGACUGUCGGAGGAGCCUUUGACAUUGACUCGACGGAACUCUGGUAUGCCAAAUGGGAUGAUGUUCCCGCCGAUGUGCUGGAUUGUGUGCAGAAUACUCCCAGUCGGGAGAAUUUGGAACAGCAUUUUACCAAAGCAACAUUGCUGGGUCCUUCCAGUGGAACGGGAUUCUUUUCCCAUCAAGGUCCCGUUCCAGCGCCACAGGGCAAAAAGAAGGAGGCACUGGGACCCGUCUUUUCUGGAACCAUGGAUGUAUCCUCCUUUCAUACGCACGACAAAUUGGUGGUGCUUGCCACGGCACGUGUCGAUCAAAAUUGGCAGACCAUGCCUGCCGACUAUGCACCCAAAUUACCACCGCAGUCUCACAUUGUCAAUGCCCGGACCAAUCCGGAUUGGCACCACCAGUUGCCAGACGGCAAGGUCAUUCAGGGACGAUUGGAUUGGUUCUCCAUUCCUCUGACUGUGGUUGUGGGAGAUUAUCAAGACAGUGUGGGCACCCAAGCGGGGCGACAAGUGGGAACGGUCGAACUUUCCAACCGAUUUGGUGAGACCACUGGAGACUAUCAUGCUGGCAUGACACCUUCUGCUCCGUCUUCCUCCUCCACAACAGGGGACAACAACAACAAGAAGAAGGGACCCAGCAUGACAUUUUUGGUGGUAAUUGUAGUAGUGGUGUGCAGUUUUGUAGUGUACAAGCGGUUCUCGGGACCAAAGUACAAGAUGGACUACGACACAACCUACCAGGACAAUGAUGAAGAUGACGAUGAAUAUGGGAUGAGAGGGGCGUCCUACUCGGACAAGCCGAAGGAAAUGGAAUUGACCUGACUCAGCAAAUAUAGCAAGAAACCAGUGUCCAGGAACCUGAAGAGGACUGGCCGCAUGUAACGCCCAUAAAAUUGCAUAACUACAUUACAUUUUUUACGAUACAGUGUGAUCAAGCACAGUAGUGUAAUAUGAUAGUUUAGAGACACAAAACGGCAACAGCAGCAAUCAAAGCAAACGCCAUGUGGCUAACGAAAGAGUCAACGUCUGAAAGUCUUCUCAUCGCACCCGAUGUGUUGGUUGCGGCAUCGGUGGUGGUGGAUGUGGAAGAGUCUUCUUCCCCAUUGUCUUCGGGGUCGUGAUCUUCUCCCAUGGUGUUGUUAUUCUUGUCACCGCCGUCCAUGGUGUUGUUGUUGUUGUGGCCAUUGUCAUUGUGUGUUUCCAUCGUUGUUGUUUCGAGGUCAUUGUUAGCUGCCUCCGUCCCAGCCACAUUGGUGAAUUCAUGACUCGGACCAAUAUAGUUCUCGACUCCAAAGUCCGCUGGUUCCCCCAAGCCCAAGUCAUUGUUCCAUAGAAAAUUUCCAGAGAGUUGAUUCUGGGAUGCAUUGGCCAUUUGACCGGGUGGUACACACGGUGGAUUGCUGUUGGCACCACACAAGUGAAUGCCAUAACCAGCACAACCAAAGACGGUAUUGUCAAUGAAAGAGUUCCUAUCGCCUUGAAUUUGAAUGCCAUCUCCUGCAAUUCCUGAAACUGUAUUUUCUUUAAUGACAUUGUCGAUGGAAAGAGAAUCGGGAGUUUCUUGUAUGAUGACAAUUCCAAGUCUGGUAGCAUUCGCCACAAUAUUGUCUUCAAUAUGCGAUUCGCUGGUGGGUAGAUGAAUGUGAUCUUGGUAGUUUCCCCGAAAGGUAGAAUCUUCGCAGACCACUCCCGUGGCUCGGAAUACCAAGAGACCGCGAGAUCCUGGUGCAAAAGGUUCUAGUGGUUCCCCCGUGCGGUAUCGUUCCACAACAAGGUUGCUCAACGUGGCAUUGACGGCGGGUGGUCUGACAAAAACACCUACAUCUCGUUUGGUGGCUGGACCCAUGGGGUGUCGAAUGCUGAGAUUCUCCAGAGUAAUAUUGGGGGCCAAGAGAUCUACUACCACGUCCACAGGGACAUCGGCCGGAGCUUGUUGAUCCGGGACACCUCCCGCCGACUCGAUGGUGGCCUGAUUCUCCUCGUCUUCCGAUUCCAGUGUCAAGCCAGCCGUCAUGAUUCGGAUAUUCUCCACAAAAGUCCCUGAGCCAAUGCUAAUGGUAGCACCCUCAGAGGCUACAUCCACAGCGGCUUGAAUGGAUCCACAGGCAUCGUCCAACGAAGUACAGGUAGUGCUGGUGCCGCCUACUACCACAUAAAGGGUAUCUUGGGCAUUGGUGGGACAAAUAAGUGCCAAUACUACUAGUAAUAGCAAGAGAGCCGAAAGAAGCUUCAUACUAGUAGUUCCUCUUUAUUAACCAAUACUGUACUCGUUGACACUCAACUAAAAAGACAAUCAAAGUCCAACGCUUUGUGGAACUCGCUCUUGCUUCCAACAACACAGGCAAUGUGAUGCUCUACUGGUAGCACCAUGGUUUUCU